AUGGCCUCUUUGUCACGGAUUACUUCACUCGGACCCCCCGGAAGCUGAAUCCCUUCCGCUCGGUCGGCAGCGUUGAACUCUUCCACUUCCACAUCCCAGAAGACACGGUCAUCGCCUGUGUGGAAUCUCAUCACCUUCUAAAGAACAGGCGGAACGUUUGGUGACAACUGUCCUGACCGCAGCGUCACCGUUUACUUCCGCCCUGGAGCCCCCCCUGUCAUUAACCCUCUAAGUACCCACUUUCCUCGUGACACAGCUGUUCCGGGGUCAUUCACACUUACUCUGACCUGGACUCUUCCAAACCGGACCACUGGGGUGUUUAACGUCACAAGUCCUCUGCCUGGAGACUGGUUCCUGGCCGCCCACCUGCCCAAGGACAAUGGAAAGAUAACCAUAAAGGGUCUCCAUGAUGAGUGCCAGUAUCUCUUCCAGCCGCAGCUCAUUGUGCAGAGGGCGGUGGCGGUGCCCGUCUUGUACCCGGGAUACGUCACAGAACAGAUGCUGCCGCCUCACAACCGCUCCGCACUCUACAAGGUCUUCGUUCCUCAGUUCACCUCAGGGUUACGGGUUCGGCUCCUGGGCUGUCGUAUCGGUCAGCGUUCCGUUGAGGGUUGCCCUCUUCUCCUGAGACUCCGUGCCAAGGCCCCCCCUCUACAUAACUCUUCCAGCCAGGACUGCUCGGUGCCCGCAGUGUGCCAGCUCCUCCUGGCAUUGCCGUUAUGGCAGCAUUGGUAUUAUGUGCUGGUGGAGCGGACAGGCGUUUCGGGUGCUGCCGUUUACUUCCAGCUGAUGACUCAGCUCCAAGACUGCUCCCGGCCCGGACUGUCUCGCUCCUCCUCGGGCCCCAGCUCUUCUCUCAAUAUGCCUCAGUCCUUUGGAGCCGCGGGGGGUCUUUCCUCUUUAGAUGCCCUUCCGGCCCCCGGUUUUUCUCUCUCAGCUGUGAACACGUCAUGGGGUGACUCGCCCUCCUGCUGGCCCAUACGCCCCACCCUGAGGAACGAGCUGGACACCUUCUCCGUUCACUUCUACAUCUUCUUUGGGCCCAAUGUGGCGGUUCCUCCUGAUCGUCCGGCGCUCUUCAGUAUCAACCUGCUGCCGGUGCUGGAUAGUGGGGGGGUGCUGAACCUCGAGCUGCGACUCAACACGUCUUCCGCCCAGGGAGAGAAUGUGACGAUCUUCGGGUGUCUGAACCACGGCGCCCCCCUCAUCUCUGGAGAUAACGCGUCCAUCAGCUGCCAUACAGAAUCGCUCUCUGGUUUUUCCUUGUCGGUAAAUACCACGAAUAGUGUCACCCGCCUGCGCAUCCCGUACCCCCAGACCGGGACCUGGUACCUCAACCUGCGCUCCCUCUGCAGCUCUGAGCACGGGUGGCGGCCGUGCAGUAACCUCAGUGCAGAGCUCAACCUGCGCACCUUCCUGUCUCCCUGUAUCAAUGAGUGCGGCCCCUAUGGACAGUGCAAACUACUGCGGACCAACAACUACCUGUACGCUGCCUGCGAGUGCCGAGCAGGCUGGAGCGGCUGGGGUUGUACAGAUAACGCUCAGGCCUUUACUUAUGGCUUCCAGCUUCUCUCCACCCUCCUCUUGUGUCUCAGUAACCUCAUGUUCCUGCCGCCCGUCCUCAUCGCUCUCCGCAGCCGCUACCUCCUGGAGGCCUCCGUCUACAUCUUCACCAUGUUCUUCUCCACGUUCUAUCACGCCUGUGACCAGCCCGGUAUCGUGGUCUUCUGUAUCAUGGAGUACGACGUGCUGCAGUUCUGUGAUUUCCUGGGCUCCCUCAUGUCUGUGUGGGUGACGGUGAUCAGCAUGGCACGGCUGCAGCCAAUCAUCAAACAGGUCUUGUACCUUCUGGGGGCCAUGUUGCUGUCCAUGGCGCUGCAGCUGGAUCGGCACGGCUUGUGGAACCUCCUGGGGCCAAGUUUGUUUGCUGUGGGCAUCAUGGCCAUUGCCUGGACUUUCCGCACUAUCCGGAGGCGUCACUGUUACCCACCGACCUGGAAGCGCUGGCUCUUCUACCUGUGCCCGGGCACCCUGAUCGCCAGCUCUGCCGUUGCUCUAUACGCAUUUGUGGAGACUGAGGAGAACUACUUUUAUAUCCACAGUAUAUGGCACAUGUUGAUCGCGGGCAGCGUAGGCUUUCUUCUCCCACCACGUGCCAAGCCUGACGGAAGGGUGGCCCCACUGGCGCGUAGGAAGGGUUGUGGGUACCAGCUGUGUGUCAAUGAGCAGGAGGAGCUGGGACUGGUAGAUCCGGGCUCCGUCUCCAUAAACAGCAUCUGCACCAGUUGACACAAAAGCCACGUAAGAGGAAAGACAUCCACGAAUGUGAGGGGCAUCGGUGGUUGGAGAGCAUUGACGCCAACACUGCCCCCAGAUCCAGUACCAGUCGGAUCAGUAUUACCUCAUUCAGGAUGUGCCUGGGUGUCAAGGACACUUGGACAAUGGGUGGUGGGAGGAACGACCUGUAUGGGCCACAUAUAAUAGACUGGUGGGACCAAGCAGGGCUGUGGCCCCUCACCCCAAACCAGGUCACACCACUUCUUCUGAUUUUCUUCCAGAUUUACUUGAAUAGUCGCUCACAGACUCCUGGGCGCACGGCCGCCUCCUCCUGUCUUCACAUACCGCACACUGAUACACCGCGCCCCCCCCCCAUGCCGGACGUGGUCUGAUGGGGACUCAAGGAGCAUGCUGAGGGCAAUGUUUACAUUUUACAAUAAAACACCAAAAGUGUAAGAAA
Molecule: messenger RNA, 2737 nt
Organism: Hyla sarda
Lineage: Eukaryota; Metazoa; Chordata; Amphibia; Anura; Hylidae
Gene: TMEM8B
Product: transmembrane protein 8B
Cellular component (GO): plasma membrane
Source: RefSeq, a predicted model, not a curated record